Molecule: messenger RNA, 750 nt
Organism: Bursaphelenchus okinawaensis
Lineage: Eukaryota; Metazoa; Nematoda; Chromadorea; Rhabditida; Aphelenchoididae
Source: the annotation of a GenBank genome assembly
AUGGGCGACUUUUUCCAAUGUCUAUGUGGAAUUCAUGUUCACGUAAGUUGACGUCAAUAUUACUUUAGCUACUACAAUACAAUCAUAAUUUAGCUAGCCACCUUCAUCUUUGGCUUGGUAUUUGUAGUGAUAUCACCUGUUAUGGCAACAUGUGGCUUCUUCUUGUCCAUGUAUGCCUUGCUAGUGAGUAGGGCCAUUGGUACUAUAGCCAAUGUGUUCAUAUUGUUGGGUAAUCACCUGCCAGUCGGAUUGUUCUACAUGAUUUAUCUCAUUACUAACGUGAGUUUUUUAUGGAAGUGAGCGUUUACUAUUAGAAUAUAAUUCUUGGUUGAUAAGAAUAUAAAUCUUGUGUAACCCAAUUAAAUCAAAAUUUUAAAAUUUUCUUCCUUCAGGGCAUUUCCGUGUUCAUAGAGAUCAUCUAUGUGGUUAUCCUCCUCCUGGCGUCGUUUGGCAUGGCCCCAAUGAACGGCUUCACCGGCCUCUUCCUAGCCCCCAUCGUCCAACAGAUUGCCAUCCCUCUGCUGAUCGUGCUGGUGGUGAUGUGCGUGGUGAACAUCUACUCAAUGUGGGUUUCUUACAAAGGACUAGCGUUCCUAAAAUCAAAUCCCAAGGACCCCAAUAAUUUUAACAUGGCUUCGAGCGUAUGAGUACAUGCAAGCCCAGCCCCCGCCCAAAGUCACCCUGAACACCGCCGCCAGCGAAGAAACCAUACCAUUGAGACAGGACAGCGUGCGAACUGUCUUCUUGUAA